This is a messenger RNA of Sordaria macrospora k-hell, 3363 nucleotides long. RefSeq lists its product as uncharacterized. The record is from RefSeq and is a predicted model, not a curated record. Lineage: Eukaryota; Fungi; Ascomycota; Sordariomycetes; Sordariales; Sordariaceae. Gene Ontology annotation, cellular component: membrane.
AUGUCGUCUCCAGCGGUUGGUUUCUCCUCGUGGAGAAGAUCUCCCAGACGGUCUUCCUCCGUUUCGCAGUAUGCUUCGGCCCAGGAGGAAAUAGAGUCUUCGAGUUCUUCCACAGCCAUCCCAGCAAGGUCCGGCCAGGAUACCUCCAGCAACGAUGCGCAUCAGCUAUAUUCGACUUCGAUGAACUCAGUUGCCCACCGCGAACCCUUGAGGUCCUUCAUUCACGGCUCGGUCCGCGAUAACCUAGCUCCUCUCGACAGUCAUCAAUACGCACAGUCCGUUCGCCAGGAUACUGCCGAACUAGCAAACUAUUUUCUUUCCGACCCGAAAGACGGACAGAGCCUGGCGUUCCUGAACCGAAGACGAUCUUCCAUCUCACAACAGACGAUUCUCGGCCACACAGGUCAGGGCGCUGACACCGAAAGUGCCGAGGAGGGUAAUGGUAGAUAUCAGGAUACCAUAAACGAAGUGUCUGAGCCGCCAUCGCCAGAGGAAACCGAUGUCGAAUCAUCAGCCGAGGGACCGUCAAUGCUCACUACAAUGCUGAGGAGGUCGCCGCCGAAUACGAAUUAUAUGCCGACUCCAGAUAACGACGAGUUGCAGGAGGAAGAGGAGUCAUGGGGAAAUGGAGAAAGUAGCAGGAGAGGCUCAUGGAAACAUCCGGCGCCAGCACAGCCUUCAACUGAACGACAUGCAGAUGCAGCCGAUACUUCAGACGAGCACGCGCCGUUGCUUAGGACCACAUCACGCGAAGCCCGGCAUAGCUAUGGUAUGACCAACGGCUCCAGCCACGAAGCUGAUAUCGAAGACCAAAAGACACCGAAAAGGCGAUGGACGAGAAAGCUUGCCGAUUCUGCAAGGGACAGAAGAGAUCGCAUCACCAAGAUUGCUAAGGUAGCAGCAAACCCGAAGCGCUGGGACCGUCAUGCCCUAUGGGAGAAUGCUAUCGUUGCGCCUGUCACAUGUUUACCAGCCGUAAUUGUUGGACUCUUGUUAAACAUUCUUGAUGCGCUUUCGUACGGCAUGAUUCUAUUCCCUUUGGGAAGUCCGAUUUUCUCAAGCUUGGGAUCUGCCGGUAUUUCCAUCUUCUACGUCAGCACAAUCAUAUCGCAGCUGACAUUCUCCUUUGGGAGCGUGUUCAAGGGUGGUGUUGGCUCAGAGCUGAUCGAGGUUGUACCAUUCUUCCACAGUAUGGCUGGUACCAUUACCCAAAUUGUCGGCGAAGAUGACCCAGAAGCUGUCAUCGCAACGACCAUCACAUCUUACGCGCUGAGCUCGAUGCUCACAGGCACUGUAUUCUACCUUAUGGGCAAGUUCAAGUUUGGUUACCUCGUGGGUUUCAUCCCCCGUCACAUCCUGAUCGGGUGUAUCGGUGGUGUCGGCUGGUUCUUGAUCGCCACGGGCUUCGAGGUGACGGCUCGUCUGGAUGGCAGUCUUAACUACGAUCUGGACACCCUGAAACAACUCACUCAGUCAGACACCCUCCCCCUCUGGACGAUACCUCUCGGUUUGGCGAUCGUUCUGUUCUACGGCCAGACGAAGAUUACGUCCAAGUAUUUCCUUCCACUUUACAUCCUCACCAUUCCUGCCUUGUUUUACCUGGUCUCGUUCAUCUUGGGCGGCCCAGACCCAGACUCUUUGCAGAAACAUGGCUGGGUGUUUGAGGGGCCUCCACCCGGUGAGCCUUGGUGGUAUUUUUACACUUUGUACAAGAUCCACAAGGUCGAUUGGAGUGCCAUUGUGCAAUGUAUUCCCGCAAUGUUUGCCUUGACCUUCUUUGGCAUCCUGCAUGUGCCUAUCAACGUUCCAGCUUUGGCGCAAAAUAUCGGCGAAGACCAUACCGACCUUGACCACGAGCUUAAGCUACACGGUUACUCGAACUUCCUGUCAGGGUGCUUCGGCAGCAUCCAGAACUACCUGGUUUACGCCAACAGCGUCUUUUUUAUGCGCUCUGGUGGAAACACUCGGCUGGCGGGUAUGAUGCUUGCCGCCCUUACUUUCCUGGUGAUGAUGAUCGGCCCAUCGCUGAUUGGAUUCAUCCCGGUCAUGAUGGUUGGAGUGCUCAUCUUCGAUCUUGGCUUCGAGCUGCUUAUCGAGGCAGUUUGGCAACCAAGGAAAAAGCUGAAGUGGCUUGAAUACAUGACCGUGCUUGUCAUUGUCGUGGUCAUGGGCACAUAUGACUUCGUCAUUGGUAUCGGAGUUGGUAUUCUUUGCGCAUUCGCCGCCCUCAUCAUCCAAACGUCCAGAGUCUCAGCUGUCAGGGCGACUUACUCUGGUGAAGUCGUGGGAUCGACGGUAAGAAGAAACCCAACCCAACAACAUUACCUCAGAGAUGUUGGUAAGCAGGUCAACAUCAUCAAGCUUGCCGGUUACCUUUUCUUUGGAACUAUCGUGAGCGUGGAGGAGAAAAUCAGGGCUAUGAUCUCCGAUGAAGAGUUCAACAACCGCCCGAUUCGGUUCCUCAUCAUCGAUCUGUGGCUGGUCAACGGCGUCGACUACUCAGCCGGAGAGGUGUUCAACACCAUCACCCGCCUACUCAAUCACAAGGGUGUCGAGCUGAUCAUCAGCGGUGUCGACACCGAACAAGAGCUGGGUCGCCACCUCAGAGCGGCCGGUCUCGGUGAAGAUGGGAUUGACGUCAAGCUUCUUCCCGAGCUCAACUCCGCCUUGGAAUACUGUGAGAACGAGCUUCUGAAGACAUUGUACGCCAGUCAGGAAGCAGCCCGUCUUUCGCGGGCAUCAGUUUCUGCACCUUCCGGCAGCUUGCAAGUGCCCGCUACCCAAACAUCGUCUCACCAGCCUUCGCUGGACCCCCUCGGAUCUUCUCCUCGCCGCAGCCACCUCCAGGUGGCAGCUCGCCACGCGCUCAACCAGCAAGCGGAGCAGCAACGGGUGUCAACAAGGUGGCAGAGCUUUAAGGAGCCGCUGCGGCUGAUGCUCCAGAUCUUCCAGGACGUCAGCGACAAGAACGAGGAUUUCUGGUUCCGUGCCGUGGGCUAUUUCAAGAGGCUCCAGUAUCCCGCCGGAACAGUUAUUUUCCGGCGCGGUGAGAAGGCAGAAGGGUUUUACCUGCUCGAGCAAGGCAUGCUCAGAGCUGAGUACGACCUGCCGCAGGGGUGGCUCUGUGAAAGUAUCGUGGCGGGAACGACGUGCGGAGAAUUGCCUUUCUUCUCGGAGACGACGAGAACGGCGACGUGUGUGGUUGAGCGUGACUGCGUGUUGUGGAUGAUGGAUCAGGAGGGGUGGGAGAAGUUGCAGAAGGAACAGCCGGAUGUGGCGAGGGAGUUGUUGAGGAUGGGGUUGAAGUUGACUAGCGAAAGGAUGAGUGUGAUCACGAGCUAUACGCUUACUAUGGCUGGUUGA